This is a messenger RNA of Arabidopsis arenosa, 1207 nucleotides long. NCBI's taxonomy places the organism in Eukaryota, Viridiplantae, Streptophyta, Magnoliopsida, Brassicales, Brassicaceae. The record is from the annotation of a GenBank genome assembly.
AUUUGAUCCGUUUAAUCCAAGUUUCGAUUUUUAUUUAACAACCACAUAGUUCCUGAGGUUUUGUGAUAAGAAACAGAGAUAGAGAUAGAGAAACAGAGUAAUGGCGAACAGAGAUGUGGAGAGAGGAGGGAAGAAAAACAGAGGAGCUAAUAACAACUAUUUCUACGAUGAGUCUUCCGGUGAAACUCAUUGGACUUCGUGGUUGAUUCCGGCGAUUGUAGUAGCGAAUCUCGCUGUGUUUAUUGCUGUUAUGUUCGUUAAUGAUUGUCCUAAGAAAAUCACUGGAGCUAACAAAGAGUGUGUUGCUAGAUUCCUUGGAAGAUUCUCGUUUCAACCACUUAAAGAGAAUCCUCUCUUUGGUCCUUCUUCUUCUACAUUGGAGAAAAUGGGAGCAUUGGAAUGGAGGAAAGUAGUACAUGAACAUCAAGGAUGGAGACUUCUCUCUUGUAUGUGGCUUCACGCUGGUAUCAUUCAUCUUCUUACAAAUAUGUUGAGUUUGAUCUUCAUCGGUAUCCGCCUUGAGCAGCAAUUUGGCUUCAUAAGAGUCGGGCUGAUCUACUUAAUAUCGGGUCUCGGUGGAAGCAUACUUUCGUCCCUUUUCCUUCAAGAAAGUAUUUCUGUUGGUGCUUCGGGUGCUCUCUUCGGACUUCUUGGAGCAAUGUUAUCUGAACUUCUCACCAAUUGGACUAUCUACGCCAACAAGGCGGCUGCUCUGAUCACGCUUCUGUUCAUCAUCGCAAUCAACUUAGCACUAGGCAUGCUUCCUCGGGUUGACAACUUUGCACACAUUGGAGGGUUUUUAACCGGAUUCUGUCUCGGUUUUGUCCUCCUUGUUCGACCACAGUACGGUUGGGAAGCUUCCCGCACCAACACUUCGCGUACCAAACGCAAGUAUAGCAUGUACCAGUACGCGCUGUUUGUAGUCGCAGUGGUUCUACUUGUGGUUGGGUUAACAGUUGCAUUAGUGAUGCUUUUCAAAGGAGAGAAUGGGAACAAACAUUGCAAAUGGUGUCAUUACCUCAGCUGUUUCCCAACUUCUAAAUGGACCUGCUAAUCACGAUCAUCGUAAUCAUACAGUAAAAGCUUUUAUAUGUGUUCAUGUUAACAUUAAAUCUCUUUGAUCUCUCUAGCCUUUGAUUACUUAUAUAUGUACAUUACAAAAUUCGUCUUGUGUAAAAGGGGAUAGAAACAAAAGAGUGUGUAUUAU